This is a messenger RNA of Tetrahymena thermophila SB210, 3873 nucleotides long. Its product is annotated as YLP motif protein, putative. Lineage: Eukaryota; Ciliophora; Oligohymenophorea; Hymenostomatida; Tetrahymenidae. The record is from RefSeq and is a predicted model, not a curated record. The transcript has a single exon.
AUGUUUUAUUCAAAAGUUAACCCUUUCAUUGUUCAAUCAUUUUGCCAAAGGAGAUUGAAAUAUGAAUCUUUAGACCCAAACUCAAAAAGUUCAAACUACUCAUUAAUAUGCUUAAAUUAAGAUUUAACGUUAGUACCGACUUACUUUAAAAAUUUUGGCUCUAACUCUAAACUUUAAUUUUUAUUAAAUCCGUAAUAUCAAACAGUUAUUUAUGAUUCAGCUUAUAAUUUAAGUAGAAAUGAAAUUGUUACCAUACAGUAAAUUGAGACAGACUACUUGAAAAAUCAAAGUUAGGCAUCAUAUUUUAUUAGCAUGAUUAACUAAAAUAACAAGUUUGUUUUAAAUAGUACUAAUCAAUUUGAUAUUGUAGGAUUUAAUUAUGAAAAUUAUUAGCAAAUCUUCGAAUAUGAACGGAACUCGACAGAAUGCAUUGUAUUACAAAAUUAAAUUACAAUAAUUGACAAAGUACCUAAAUUUGAGACUCUCAAAUUAGUGGAUCCUUCUCCAAAAUAUUAAAUUAAAAAUGCAUUUUUAUUUUUAAAUAUUCUUUCUAAAGAAAAAAUGCUUUAAUAUUGUAGCAUUUUGCAACAAUAAAUCCAAUAAUACAAUUUUUUAUUUAUGCUGAUAAGCUUAGUUUGGAUGAUUUCUAUAUUAUUCGUAUAAAUAAUAUACUCUUUCUUAUUAAGCUAAUAGACUUUAAAGCCUAUUAUUCACUUAACAAGCAUAUUAAAAUAACUAAUUGAUUAGGAUGGUAAUGGACUAAACUAGAAUUUUUUGCAAUCAUUUGAGAUUCUUAAAGUGGAAGAUAUUUCUGAUAAUAUCAACAAAAUCUAAGGGAAAAGCGAAUUAUCAGCUGGUGAGUAUUUCAAAAUUAAUUAAAGCAAAUAAUGUUUCUCAAGUGAUACAAAGGAACUUUUUGAUAGUUUUAAGAAUCUUUUCAAAGUUUUGGUUUUUACUACUUAAAACAUAUACAAAGAAAACGAAAGCACAUCCUUAAUUAAUCUAAGUAUUGAGGUUUAACAUUUUAAUCAAUUUAAAAAUCAUCGAGCAAUUGGUGUGUGCUAUAAUAACAUAGGAGUAAUCCAUUAUAAUGGCGGUAGAUACAAAGAAUCAAUAGAAAACCUGUAGAGAUCUAUUAUUAGUGCAAAAUACGAAUUAGGCUUUUAUAAAAAUUCAUUUUAAGAUCACUAUUUAUAUGUUGAUAAUGAAGCAAGUUAAUUUAGUUAAGUUUAUCAAAAUCUGCUAAAUUAGAACAAUUACGAACUUUCUGUAAAAAGGUUUGAAGAUGGGAGUAAAUUACUAAAAGAAAAUGAUAAAAGUGAAAAUGGUAAGAUCCUUAUCUUUUGGAGUUUAUACAAUAGAACAAUUAACCUAAUAAAAGCAUUAUUUUCUUAUAUUACUGAAAAUAAUUUAAUAGAUUUGUCUGAUAUGUUAGAAGAUAUUAUUUUGGAUGUAGAGAAAGUAAGCCAAAUAUAUUUAAAUCCAUGCUAAAAAAGAGAAAUACUUAUAUGCUAUAUGAAAUGCCUUACUUACAAAUUGUAAAAUAACCAGAAAGGUUAUUUUGAUGUAUUAGAAAAAUGUAAGGAGCUUUACAUAAACCAUCGAAAAACUAAGAAAUUUAAUUGCACAGCUAACUAAACGGAAUAAAAUAACAUCUUGAAUUAAGCUGAAGAAGAGAUAAAUUUUUUUUAUUAAAACGGCUAUCAUACUCUUUUGAGUUCACCUAUGUCAAAUAAAAAAUAAAUUAAGAGAAGCAACUUAUUUAAAAAGUAUAAAUUAUCCUAAUAUUAAUUGUAGGAACCAGCACAAAAAGAUUAAUUAACAAUAAACCCUAAAUCUUUGUUUUAGAAUUCAAGUUUAAAAAGAUUAAAAAGAUAUACCCUAAUUUCAGAUAAUUAAAAAAGUAUAUGCUAUCAUUUAAAAUAGCAAUUAGCAAAAAAUAAAACUCACUUCAAGAAUUAUCAACCUUUCUUUUAAGUUAGAAAAAAUUUAAGUCAAAAAAAACUAUGCAGAUAUUAGUUUAGUUCUGAUAUUUUAUUUCAAUAUUUUGCUUUAGAAUAAGUAAAGUUUUAAAUCAUGUUGCAAAAUUACUUUAAUGCUGGAUUUAUUAUAACAAAUUUAUUAGAAAAGUGUGUUUAUUAUCUUCCUUUCCUUAAAAUAAAGGCUUAUAAACUAGCUGCUGACCUAUUUAAGCUUUCAAACAUUUAAAAUCCAUAUUUAGAAGAAAUUUUAAAUAAAUACACAUAAUUGGCAUAUGCAAACAUUAAAGUAUGUACAAUUUCUGCUUGUCAAAGUAAAUAUUCUUAAUUUAGAUCCUAUGCAUUGCAAAGUGACUUAAUCAAUGAUAUAUUAUUUAACGAUAAAGAUUAAUUUGGUCUAAUUAACUAUUCCUUUGAAGAGAAUCUCUAUUUUUAGCUAAUUUAAUGGACAAAUAUUCAAAUGAUAAAAUCAAAUUAAAAGUUUUUUUAAAACAUAUAAUUUAAUUGGUAGAAAGAACAACAAAGUAUAAACAGUUACUCGGUAUUAGAUUUAGAUAAAAGCAGUUGUAAAACAAAAUAUAAUGAAAAAAUUAUUUCAUCGCGAAUAAAAAGUAAAACACUAAGCACUUAAAAUGAGCCAUAAUUUACGCCUAUCUAUUCAUAUAGUAAAACUAUUAAAACAAAUUUGCAAUUAGAAGAAAUUAAAGAUAGAGAAUGUUCACCUAUAGAAUAAUAAGCAAAAACAGAUAAAUUAAAUACAUUUUUUUAAGACUUUUCUCAUGAUAAAACACAUCAAUUUUAAAUGAUUGAUUUCAGGCAAGCUAGCUUACAAUAAAGUUCCUUCAUAAAUUAAUCCAAACAGGAUUAUUCACCAAAUUAAUUCAUGAAAGAUUAUGUUUUAACUCCAAAAAUAUCUUCAUUCUGCAAGAGCCCUGUUGAAAGUAGUGAUAAGUUGAUUAAAAAAGAAAUUCUUUUUGAUUUAGAAACAAAAAAAAGAAAAAAAGAAGCAUUUUAUGGAAAAUAUUUGGAUAGCAAGUGUCUAUUAUGUGUAUCUAAAUAGACGAAUGGAUAAUUUUUAAACUAUUGCAAUUACUCAUGCUAAACAACCAAGCUAUCUAAAUAAAAUAUUCUAAAUUUUAGUAGUUAUAUUUAAGAUAUUGAAGAUACUUAAAAAAAUUAAAAAGAAAACAAUUAAACUAUUAAUAAUGAUAAAAUAUGCUUAAGUGAUGUUUUUGACAAAGAAGCCAUAAAAAGUGAAAACGCUGAAAACAAUGAAAGCAAACAAAAUAGUUUCUUUUUAAAUACUCAUUAAAAUAAAUAAAAAAAUCACCAAAAUAACAAGCUCACUUUCCUAGAAAAUCUUGGAUUGAAUUAACAAUAAACAACAAAUUUUUCAUUUACAGAUUUGAAGGACGAAUAAAAAUAAAGUACACCUUAUAGCCAAUGCUAAGGUCACAAGUAGGAGAUUUCUGCAGAAUGGAUAUUUCAUUAAGGAGUUUAAGCAGCCUUAAAGUAGUUUAUUUUGAAUACUGAUCAAAAAAUUUAAAUAUAUCUCUCCUAAAAAAAUUAUUCAAAAUAAAUGAAGCAAAUUAACAAAAUUAACGGAUACCAUACUUAUUUGCUUUUUAUUACAGACACCAAGUUGGAGAUCACAAAUUAACUCCUAUUUUAGGAACUCACUAAUCUUUUGGCAAAUUUAAAUGUAGAACUUUUGGUUUUAUUUUUAAAUUAAAAUUAGGCAACAGAAGAGUUUUCUACUCAUAUUAAUGUUUUUAUUGAUUAAAAAUCAGUAGUCACAUUUUUUACUUCGGAAGAAAAACUUUUGUAAUACAUUUACAGUUAAAGAGAGCAUGUCAAAAACUAUUUAUUUCCAAUGAUUUUUGAGCACUUUUGA